Molecule: messenger RNA, 1000 nt
Organism: Venturia canescens
Lineage: Eukaryota; Metazoa; Arthropoda; Insecta; Hymenoptera; Ichneumonidae
Exons: 3
Coding region: 353-991 (212 amino acids)
Source: RefSeq, a predicted model, not a curated record
CAGCACCGCGCGACCAAUGAUCGCGCGGAAGAUAAUCUCGCGCUGAAUGUCAAGUUCGUAAAUCCGCCACGGCGUUCCCGGUCAUUUCCCACUCGGUCGAUACUGUCAAUUGAUCAUUUACCGACGAAACAAAUUUGCGGCAUUUCAUCGGAAGUUUUCUACCGUUAUAAAAUGUUAACUUUCGGUCAAAUAUUCAUUGUUGACAUUUUUUCUCUUAUUUUUAUGAAAAUUAUUAUUCUGGUGCCUUUGUCGGUGAUAUUGGUCGAGACUCACAAUUCUUUGCAGCUUGGCGUCGGGAAAACGAACGAAAAUUCGUAAGAACGAAAUCCAGUAGACGUUGAUCGAUUCCAAAAUGGAAAAUCCAGAUUUUGACGGACUCUUCGCAAAGUUGAUUGAAAAAUGUAAAAUCACAGAAUCAACAGAGGAAAAUUCGACGUCGAGAUCGAAAAUUCAUUUGGAAAUCGAGUCCGUGAUAAGAAACAUUGACAAACAGAUCGAAUAUUGCAAAUUUUUGAUAUCCGAAACUCUCAGACUUUACGAAUCGAAAUUAAUUGCUAUCGGCGACCUUCAAAAAAAUCGUUUGAACAUCGAAAUCGAAGAAGCCAGCUGGGACGAAUUUGAGGCCAUGAUGAAUUCGCGAAUCAACGAAUUCCUCAAAGUUCGAAAAAACUAUCUCGAUCUCGUCAACGUGCAAGAAAUUUCGAACCAAAAAAACCAAGAAUUCUGUGAAAAUUAUGAAAAAAUAGUGUUGGAAAUAAACCAAGAAAAGAAUCACAUUUUCGACGAAAUCUCAAAAGUUGACAAAACCAUCGAAAGCCUCAAUUAUCAGAUUCUCGGUACGAAGAAUCGGAUCGAUUUCUUUCAAAUGGAGAACACGGUUUUUCGAGAUUGUCUGAAAAUGGAAGAAAACAAAUGGCGUCAACGCGCCGACGAGACCGAAGAAAAACUUCAAAAAUUCUUCAUCCUUCCCAAUCGACCAGAAUCUACUUAACUUUCCGAU